AUGAGCUCAGGCUCCCCCUCUGGCAGUGGCCGUGCCACACCCUCGAAUAGCUCUUCCUCGCCCAUGCGCCGCCACCCAGGUCGUCCUCAGUACAUGACUGUCGGAAAUGGCUCGACUUCUGAACAUGCCGCUCGCCUUGCCGCCAUGCUGGACAAUGACUCUGGCUAUGGAGGAAGCAUCGCUGACGGCGCCACCUUUGAUCCCACUUUCGACCAAGAUCCUAUGACCCAAUUGGCCACAGCCCAAGGCGCUACAUAUCCCCGACCUGGUCUCGUUCAUACUCAAUCCGGUUUUGACAACCACCAUGCUCCUGAGCCGUUGAAACGCCCGGCUCCUCGUCGUGCUGGUACUACCAUAGGCGAAGACAUGAUGGAGCCCGAAUCUAGCGGAGCGGCUGCUCGUGCUCCGGCUGCAGAACCUAGAUUGGUGACCCCACAACUAUCCCAGCAGUUUUCGGUGCUCAAGAUUGAGUUGAAAAUGGAGGGCGUACAUCAGACUGAGCUGGUUCACUCUCUGGAAAAGCAAUCAAUAGCAUCCCUUCUUGACGGUCAGAUCAACAACAGUGUUCGACACUUGUUCUCGCUAAGGGAUCGUAUCGAGGACACUUCCAGCAAAGUCCUGAUCACCGGUGAUCUCAAUGCUGGAAAGUCUACCUUUNGUAAUGCCCUUUUGAGACGUAAAGUCUUGCCCGAGGAUCAACAACCAUGCACCAGUAUCUUUUGCGAGGUUCUGGAUUGUCGCGAGAACGGAGGCAUCGAAGAAGUGCAUGCAAUCCCAAAUGGCGUCGAGUACAACCGUCACGAUGAAAGCACGUAUGCUGUUUUCGGUCUGGAGCAGCUCGAAGAUAUCGUAAUCGACAACGAAAAAUGGUCACAGUGCAAGGUAUACAUCAAGGAUGUUCGCUCGGUAGACCAAUCGCUGCUCAACAAUGGUGUUGUCGAUAUUGCCUUGAUUGAUGCUCCCGGAUUGAACAACGAUUCGCUCAAGACCACUGCAGUCUUUGCUCGACAGGAGGAGAUCGAUGUGGUUGUCUUCGUUGUUUCUGCUGCUAACCAUUUCACGCUCUCGGCCAAGGAAUUCAUUUUCAACGCCGCUCGUGAAAAAGCAUACAUGUUUAUGGUCGUCAACGGUUACGAUAACAUCCGCGACAAGAAGAGGUGUCAGGAAAUGAUUCUAAAACAAGUCAACCAUCUCAGUCCUGCUACUUUCAAGGAGUCCUCUGAGCUUGUACACUUCGUAUCGAGUAACGCAAUUCCCGUCGCCCCUGCUGGCGGUUCAGACGGCCCUGGUGGCUCUGGAAGCGGAUCCGGCUCAAGUAGUGGUGGCCCUAAUGGCGAUCCUAGUAAUGACGAUGAGCCUUCGGACAAGAAAGACAAGGGUAAGGGCAAGGAACAGGAGAAGAUUGAUGACUUCAACGAGCUCGAGGCUUCGCUGCGCCGCUUCGUCUUGGAAAAGAGAGCACGUUCCAAGCUCGCUCCUGCAAAGACCUACCUGCUCAACGUCCUCGGCGAUCUUGGUAGCCUUGCCGGCGUGAACAAGGAAGUUGCGCAGAACGAGCUCGAUCGUGUCACCAAGGAGCUCAAGGAGCUUGAGCCUGUGUACGAGAAAUCCAAGAAGGCACGUUCUGAGGCAGGGGAGGGUGUCGACUUUACUAUCGAUGAGACUGCAUCGGAUAUUUACAAGGCGUCUCGCGAUACUAUCAACAACACAAUCGCUCGUGUCGGAGAGCAAAACUUAGGCGUUGAAUAUCCUGGCCUGUUCAGCGUCUACCAAUACGCAGAUGAGCUGAAGACAGCUAUGCUUGAACAGAUUACACGUUCGGUCCACGACUGCGAGGAAGCCGCUAGAGACCAUACGGCAAAAGGAGUCGACGGUAUCAAGAACCUCGGAGUCCUCCACCUCGGUGAGGAUUACGAAGAUCUGACUUUCAAAUCCGAGUACAUGUUCCGCUCGCGCAGAGAUGCCUUGACACGACAAGUUGACGUUGACGUCGAGAUGUCGGACUUCUUUGAUCUGGCAAGCCUAUGGGAACGUCAAGAGAAGGUCGCAGGAGCAAGUAUGGCUGUCACUAUCGCUGGCGUUAUUGGUGGCCGUAUGUUCGGAGGUAUCGGUUGGGUUGAUGGUGCACUCGGCGCCGCAAAGGUCCUGGGGCCCAACAACUUGCGUAGACUGAUGAUUCCUGGCGUCGUCCUCGCAAUCGCUCUUGGUGCUUCCUAUGCUUUGAGCUCAAUUCCCCACUCGCUUCCACGACGACUUUCGCAAAAGCUAUCGGCUCAGCUUGCAGAGCUAGACUACACGCACGCCAACGCUACACGAAUUUCGUCCGAGGUCAGGAGAGCACUCAAGUUCCCUGCCGACAAGCUUCGUGAGGGCCUCCAGCGAAGUGUCGAGCAGCUGCUCGAUGAACGCAAGGAGAAGAUCAAGCUUCAGAGCGAGAGCGAGGUAGCAAAGAAGUACUUCAGCAACCUUGUUCGAGAGAGUGGUGACAUCCGAAGCAGAGUGAUGCGCGUCGACUUGGAAGGACCGGCACCUGUAAUGGCCGAUCCGAGAGCCAUUGUCGCACUGGUCAUCCUUCUAUUCAUUUUCUUCUCGCCGCCGCCCGGUCAAGAACCGCUGGUACGCGCUCGCUCGCGCCUCGAGCACAUCGUCGCCGCCGAACGCCAUGACUUGACUGUCCUUAACCAAACACAUUUGGGGGACUUUGAUCCGGCACAGGACAGGUGGCUCAACAUCAGCGGCUUUCGGNGAAACGACACAUUCGCGUGGCAAGCACUAUCUCUUGUCAAAGAACGAGCCAGACACCAGUCAGCACAUGCCUUGGGUCAUGACAACCUGGUGCGUCUUGAUGGCGGACAUGACGAAGACCCACCCUUACCGCUAUACCGAAAUGUGACUGGAAGUCUGUACGGCGAAUGGAUUCGCUCGCCUGCCCAGGCAUCGGUCGUGCCGCCAAAGUUGAACAUGUCCGAAUAUGCGGCCAUCGGUCCCUUUGGUCCUAUUCCAAUCCAAUCAUUUAGCAGAAACGUCACUGCAAAGUCAGGAUCACUUGAAGUCCGGUUUGAAGAGGCGGAUACACCAGAGACACUGCUUUGGCAUGGGGAUAAGAAAAGGGCUAGGGAGGUCAAGGCCCAGAUCUCGGUCGGAGACCAAGAGGUGGGUGAUUCCUGGGACAGCAAGCUGUUUGGUGUGCACUUUCUCGACACUGGCAACAUAAUUCUAGCUACCACCACGAACAAAUUCGCUGGAAUCUUCGGCCUGCCACAUAUGGCUCUCUCGGGCCACAAUUAUCAAUCCGCACAAGAGCUGCUAAAUCGAACGCUUGGAACAUCUAUCGGUCAACAAGAGGACGGUCUUCUCCAAAGCUUCAGCCCUUGGGCGCCAACUGGCGAAAUUACUUCUGAGUCUUUGCUAGCUCCCACCUGCGACUUGAUCGUCUACCUACAGCAACAUUUAGUCCCAGUGCCUGGAGUCAAGCCUGGACCUGAUCAGGAGUCUCUUUUGUCGUUCAUCGAAAACGAGAUUCGCUUCCCCACCGGUGCAUCCAUUCCACCUACUCAGCAGAUGGCUUUUUCCAUGGUGGCAUUCUCGCCAGACUGUGGAUUUGUGAUUGAGUCAAAGGGCCCGCCCGAUUUUGUUCCACAGGAAGCCAACCACUUGCGUGGGCUCAAGAUUGAGGUUGAGUAUGAGCGUGCAAGAAGCCACCUACUGCUCUUCGCUGCCGUUAUCGGUGGUCAAUUGUUCUUUNUCUUGCGCCAAAUGAGGGAUGCAAGCACUCCAUCUACGAGAAGCAGGAUCAGCUUUUAUACAAUCAGCAUGUUGUCGCUGGGAGAUGGCUUCACUACGAUGGUCUUUUGCUUGAUCAGUCUGUUCAUCCAGGCUCUGUGGGUGCCGCUGAUAGCUACUGCUUUCUUGGCCUUCAUGAACGUGAGCUUCUUUGGUAUGAGGUUCUUGAUGGAUAUAUGGGCUGUACAGGCGCCGGAAAGGGAACAUAGAGAAAGGCAAGGCCGACAGCAGCAACAGCAACCUGCUGCUACACCUGCAGCCCCAACUAUAGCUCCGGCGAGUACCACGGAAAGUGCUCAGCCGUCCGUACCGCCUCUGCUGCCUGUCGUCACUCCUGCAGGAGCAGAAGUGCUUCCUCAGCCCGUGACAGCAGCGCGACCUGUCGACACAGGAGCCACACCAGUCUUUAUCCCUUCCGACCAAGACAUGCAGGCUGAGGAAGACGCUCCUAACGCUAGAGCUACAGGAGUAGAGGCUGGCCAACGUGCCCCAGGAUUCGGCUCUCUUUACACCCGCUUCUACUUCCUCCUUCUGGCAACACUGUUCCUCUCGUUGAACGCGACUUCCUGGCCUCCAGCUCUCCGGCGAGGCUACUUCACAAUUUUGGCGUUCUGCUAUCUGUCCUUUUGGGUCCCGCAGAUCCAUCGCAACUGUAUGCGCAAUUGUCGACAUGCACUGCGAUGGGACUUUGUAGCUGCUCAGUCGUUGCUGCGACUCUUGCCAUUUGCUUACUUUUAUGGUUAUGAGCAGAAUAUCCUCUUUGCCUCUGUCGACUUGAUAGAUCUCGGUGUGCUUGCUGGCUGGGUCUGGAUACAGGUGUUGUUGCUGUUGAGUCAGGAGAUUAUAGGUCCUCGCUGGUUUGUGAGUGGUACCUGGAUGCCACCUGCCUAUGACUAUCACCCCAUCCUCUGCGACGACGAGGAAGCGAACAAUCUGCCUAUUGGAGCAACCACUUCUAUGCCUUCACCCGAACAGGAAAAGGAGGCAAAGGACAAAGGCAGGCGUGUUUUCGAUUGUGCCAUUUGCAUGCAUGAGAUCGAGGUGCCUGUGUUGAACGAAAUUUCUGCUGCUGAAGGUCUUUCGACCGGGUCACUGGUCCUGGAGCGCAGGAAGUACAUGGUCACGCCUUGUAGACACAUCUUCCACUCCAGUUGUUUGGAGGGCUGGAUGAAGUUCAGACUCGUGUGUCCAAUCGACCGCGAGGAGCUGCCGCCAUUGUAA
Molecule: messenger RNA, 5004 nt
Organism: Aureobasidium vineae
Lineage: Eukaryota; Fungi; Ascomycota; Dothideomycetes; Dothideales; Saccotheciaceae
Source: the annotation of a GenBank genome assembly